CGCGCACUACACUGAAUCACUGAUCGGAGCAGUUGAGUUCGUGGAGACAAGUUGCUGCGCCAUGGCGUCCUCCUCCUCCAGCAACCUGGUGGCCCACCUGAGGCGCAGCGUCUCGCCGGCGUCCUUCCGCUCCUACUGCGCCGAGUUCAUCUCCACCUUCCUCUUCGUCUUCACCGCCGUCGGCUCCGCCAUCUCCGCCCGGAUGGCGACGCCCAAGGGUAGCGCCCCCGACGCCGCGUCGCUGGUGGCGACAGCCGUGGCGCAGGCGUUCGGGCUCUCCGCCGCGGUGCUCAUCGCCGCCGACGUCUCCGGCGGGCACGCCAACCCGGCCGUCACGUUCGCCCUCGCCCUCGGCGGCCACGUCGCCGCCGCGAGCGCCGUCUUCUACUGGGCAUCGCAGAUGCUCGGCGCCACCUUCGCCUGCCUCGUCCUCCACUACAUCUCCGCCGGCCAGGCCGUGCCGACGACGAGGAUCGACGUGCGGAUGACCGGGUUCGGCGCGGCCAUCAUCGAGGGCGUGCUGACGUUCAUGGUGGUGUACACGGUUCACGUGGCCGGCGGCGGGAAGCGGCGGGGGUUCGCGGCGGCGGCGCUGGGCGCGCUGGCGGCGGGGUCGCUGACGGGCGCGUGCGUGCUGGCGGCGGGGUCGCUGACGGGCGCGUCCAUGAACCCGGCGCGCUCCUUCGGGCCGGCCGUCGUCAGCGGGGACUACAAGAACCAGGCCGUGUACUGGGCCGGGCCCAUGAUCGGCGCGGCCAUCGCGGCGCUGGCGCACCAGGUCCUGGCGUGCGGCCCCCCGGACGCCGCCGCCUCCGCCACCGGGUCGUCGCGCCACGGGAGCGUGGAGACGGUGGUGGUCUGACGCCUCCUGAGUCCUGACGACAUGGGCGCGCGCAUCCUCUCGUUCGUCCUUGUCGUGGUGGACGUAGAGGGAUCUUUCUCUGUAACUGUGUGUCCGUGUAAUUGUGGACUCGUAUGUGCUGAUCGAACUUGUGUAGGUUUGCAAUCGUCUGAUCGUUGUUGUAGCAGUU
Panicum virgatum (switchgrass) is the source of this 1031-nucleotide messenger RNA. RefSeq names its product probable aquaporin TIP5-1. Gene Ontology annotation, cellular component: membrane. The coding region runs from base 62 to 862 and encodes 266 amino acids. The record is from RefSeq and is a predicted model, not a curated record. Gene Ontology annotation, biological process: transmembrane transport; water transport. NCBI's taxonomy places the organism in Eukaryota, Viridiplantae, Streptophyta, Magnoliopsida, Poales, Poaceae. Gene Ontology annotation, molecular function: water channel activity. The transcript is spliced from 3 exons.